This is a messenger RNA of Oppiella nova, 1899 nucleotides long. NCBI's taxonomy places the organism in Eukaryota, Metazoa, Arthropoda, Arachnida, Sarcoptiformes, Oppiidae. The record is from the annotation of a GenBank genome assembly.
CAACUCCUAAGGGCUCGCCUACAGGACCAACACAAUCGCUAUGACGGCCUCAUCGACGUGAUUAGGAGGACCUGGAGGUUUGAGGGCCUCCGAGGCUAUUACAAGGGACUGUUACCCAAUCUGAUUAAAGUGACCCCGGCCUGUGCGCUCACAUUUGCAAAUUGUUUUAUAAUAGACAUGGAGUUGAAGCCAGAAAUCUAUCAAAAUCUCAAUUAUUUGCCCAAAGAGUUUGCAAUUAAGACAUUCACGAGACUUCGUAAUGAGAAUAAAUCAUACGGUCUGGUUGUAGACCUGGGACCUGGUGAUGGAGGGCUAACCAAAGUGCUGUCAACUUAUGUCAACCAUAAACGCAUUGUGGCCUUAGAUAUUGAUCCUGGUUGUAUAUCUCAUUGCAAACAAAUUAACAAGGUCAAAACCGUAGAAUAUGAGAUACAAGACUUGGGUGUAGAAUGGGAUCAGUUUAGAUCAGAUCUUAAGCGACAACUGGAGGGCAAAGUAGAGCUCAUAUUCUCUAACUUUACACUACAUUUCAUACCAAAUAAGAGGCAAUUACUGGAAGUUAUAUCCAGACUAUUGGCUCCAAACGGCAUAAUUCACGCAAAUUUUAUAGUCAUCUCUGAUUUGAACAAAAAGUUACCCAUAGAUGACCGAAAACCUGAGUACCUAUCAGUUGAUCAACAGAUAGACAUCUGGAGGGAGAGUAUAGUUGACAAUGGAUUAAAGAUUAAGGAGUUUAGUGUUGUGGACGCGGUUUGGCAUAUGAGUCGUCAGGAGAUAAUAAACUUUAUUCCGGUUCCCGUCGGCUUUUACAAGACAUUCAUCAAAGCGGGCCAACCAUUUGAUGGCAAACGACUAACUGAUGCCGUGUUUGACGCGCUUAUAAAUCCCGGUGCGGAUCAGCCAAACCCUAACGCAUGGAAGGAAUUCCUCGCCAAUGAAAGCAUCACUAAAUAUCUAGUCAACUUUACAAUAGACAUGGAUUUGAAGCCAGAAAUCUAUGAACACAUGAAUUAUUUGCCCAAAGAGUUUGCAAUUAAGACAUUCACGAGACUUCGUAAUGAAAAUAAAUCAUAUGAUCUGGUUGUAGAUCUGGGACCAGGAGAUGGAAGUCUAACCAAAGUCUUGUCCACUUAUGUCAAACAUAAACGGAUUGUGGCCUUAGAUGUGGAUCCCAUUAUGAUAUCCCACUCCAAACACAAUAAUAGCGUUCACUCUAUUGAGUACGAGUUGCAAGACUUGAGUGUGGGAUGGGAUCAUCCCGAAACCUAUGGUUCCCUAAACUAUGCGCCCAAACAGUUCGCACUCCAGACCUUCAAGAGACUUAACAAACAGAAUAAACUAUACGACACAAUCGUAGACAUCGGUGCGGGUGAUGGAGGGGUCACCAAACUGUUGGCCACUAAUGUCAGACACAACCGCAUUGUGGCCAUCGAUUUGGACCCCGAGAUGACAGCCUAUGCUCAACGGGUCAACAGCGGAGACACCAUUGAGUACCGAACACAAGACAUGAGUGUCUCGUGGGAUGAGCUCAACCCAGACAUCCGACUACUGGAGUUUAAAGUGUCGCUCAUAUUCACAAACUUUGCCUUACAUUACAUCCAAAAUAAGACAAAACUUCUGAAUAUAUUCUCGCGAUUGUUGUCCACUGAGGGCUCAAUUCACGCCAAUAUUAUAAUACUCCUGGAUCUUAAUAAAAAACUAUCUCCUGAUGACCGCAAAGACUAUUAUCUCUCAUUUGAGGCCCAAUGCAAACACAUGUCUGACAUUGUAUUUGACGCCUACGUUAACCCGGGUAGGGAUGAGCCUAACCCUAACGCCUGGAAGGAAUUCCUGACCAAUGAUGCCAUUACUCAAGUGGUCCUAUAUUACAAAACGCUGAGACUUAUUGCCCAUAAAUGA